UAUCUCUAUAUUAAUGAAUAUGUAUUAUUAAAAAAUACAUAUGUAGCACUCAAUAGCACUUUUAAGUAAACGUGUUUAACUUGUUUAUUACACCAAGUGUUAUUAAAUUCUCAUUAAUAAUACAAAACUUUGACUAUGAAUUGUAUCAGAUAAAUCUCAUCUUAUAAGAACAUAAUGCGCUAUGGAAUGUUGCAUAAAUUCACACGAUAUAGUAGUCCUACCUUUUUUAAACCUAACCUAUUAAACAUUGUAAAAUUUACAAGUAUAAAUAUGUCGAUGGAUCCAAAAGUUUUGGAAGAAUCCAAAUUGAUGUUGAAAGACAUGUAUUUUGCUGGUGUUAAAGCAGUUUCUCCAAAACAACUUAUAAUAGAUAAAGUUAAAUAUAAAGAUGGGAUAUUGCAAGUUUGUGAUCAACAAAUUCAGUUGAGAGAGAAUGUCUAUUUAGUUGGUUUCGGCAAAGCUGUCAUGGGUAUGUCAGUAGUUCUUGAACACAUGCUCGCAGAUUGUUUGAAAAAGGGUAUAGUCAGCAUUCCUUCUGCAUCAACAAAUGAGAUGUGGGAGACUAAAGACAAAACUUAUUUUCCUAAAUUAAAAACUUCUGUAGUAGAAUAUUGUGAAGGAGGCAUGGAUAAUCAACCGGAUCAUAGAUCAUUGAAUACAUCACAUGAUAUUAUAGAUUUGGUCGAAUCGUUAACUGAAAAUGACACUUUAAUUGUAUUAAUAUCAGGAGGAGGUUCUGCAUUACUGUAUAUGCCAAGACCAAUAAUUGAUCACGAAGAUAAAUUAUUGCUGUGUAAAAAUCUUCAAAAUGCAGGUGCCGAUAUUAAAGAAGUUAACACGAUAAGAAUGAAAUUAUCCAUGGUGAAAGGUGGUGGUUUAGCUCGAAUGAUUUAUCCUGCUAACAUUGUUACUUUAAUAUUAUCCGAUAUUGUGGGUGAUCCUAUCGAUUUAAUUGCUAGUGGUCCUACUGUAUAUAAUGCUAAAGUUCCAAAGCAAUCAAUAGCUAUCUUAAAAAAGUACAAAUUAUUUGAUAAAUUAGAAGUAGAUGUAAAGAAAGCCAUAAUAUCUAAAGAAACCUUUAAGGAUAAGCCAUUGUUGACUGGAAAACGAAAAAAAAAAGAGUUUAAACAUGUAGUAAAUAUUAUUUUGGGAAAUAAUCAAGUGGCAGUUGAAGCAGCUGCUCUUGAAGCACAACGUCAGAAGCUUACUUCAAUAAUAUUAAGGACUGAUAUUACUGGCAAUGUUCAUGAUGUUAGUUUGGCAUAUGUUCAUGUAACAAGUUUAAUAUGCCUAGCAUUAGAAAAGAAAUUAGGGAGAACGGAAUUCUUUGAAAGAGUAAGAGACAUUCCCGUGCUUUCAUUACCUACCACUAAAGUGGAUGAAAUUUACAAUUUAAUCGAAGAUGGGUGUGGAGAAGGAAUUGUACUGAUUGGAGGAGGAGAGCCGACAGUAAUAGUUAAAGGAGAUGGAAAGGGUGGAAGAAAUCAAGAAUUAGCUUUACAUUUCUCUUUAGACUGGUUAGCAGAAAUAAAAAGCAAUCCUCAUUUUGCUGAAUAUGAUGUCAUAAUGUUAAGUGCAGGCACAGAUGGUCAAGAUGGUCCAACUGAUGCUGCAGGUGCAUUUGGCUACCCUGCUAUCGGACCAAUAAUUCAUGAUUUGCAUGCAAAAGUAAAAAUGUUUACUUCAAAGAUGCUGGUGCACCUACAGAUGAAGAAAGAAGCUAUGAAAAAGAAAGAAGAAGAACAAAAAAGAUUAGAAAAAUUAAAACCAGAUAUAUGCAAAUUGCAUGAAUUGAGUGGUUUUGUGGUUAAAAAAAAGGAUGAGUUAAAACCCAACGAAUCAGAGAAUAUUAUGAAAGAGGAAGAAAUUGGGACAGAGAAAAUAGAUGAAAUGGAAGAUGUGCUUCCGUUAAUAUAUCAAACUAUGGAAGUGGAGCGUAUGCUUCCUGAAAAUGCAUUAAGUCAAAAUAACUCAUAUAAUUUAUAUUCACGAUUCAAGAAAGGUUCAGAGUUAUUCAAAACUGGCUUUACGGGUACUAACGUCAUGGACCUACACUUUAUUUAUAUUAAAAAACGAAAAUGUGAUUGUAGUAUAGAUAGCGUUCUUUUUGGUAAAGGAAAAACAGAGAACAAUUUCGAGGACCAUGAUUUUCAUAUUGAUUUUUCCACUAUUGAAAGAUACAAAUUUCUUCAGGGCCGAAAGGCUUUCGACUGGGGUUCUUAUUUGCGUACAUCGUCACUUGUCCCUAGCGAAGAGGUGGAACAUCCUAAUAUAAAAAUUAUUGAUGAUAAUCUGACAGACCCAUGUUGUCGCAGGGACAGAAAAUUUCCACUGAAAUAUCUAUUAAAAGAUAAGAAUCUUCCAUUAUAAAAUUUUAAAAUAUAAAAAUUGCUAAUAUUCGAUUAAUCAAAUUAGUGAAAUAUAGAUAAUUAUAUAUAUAACAAUGAUAAUUUAAUUAUACAUUGAAGAAGUAAUAGAUAAAUGCAAAUUAGUACUAAAAUUUGUUAAAGAUAUUAAAUCUAGUGAUUUAGUAAAAAUUGUAAUGAAUUAGUAUGAUUAUAACUUCUGUAACGAAAUUUCUGUGAUAAAUAACAAAAUUCAAACAAUUUUUGUGCAAUACAUAAAAAUAGUAAAUGUGUUGCUCUAUUAUAUUUUUAUAACAUGUACAUACGCUCGGACGCGCACACAAUAUACAUUUUGGUAUUGUUAGUAUACAUAACAGUAUGGAUUUAUUUGUACUACACGAUUACCUUACCAUAAAUAAUUAAUACUUCUCACGUAAUUAGCUAAAGAUCCCAACUAAAUAAAUGAUGUUUAACUAACAUGUCGCGAACACCAUCUUUCAAUGGCUGAGAUUGUUCUUUCUUGGCCGGUAGUUCCCAAUCUGGAUUUAAAUUAAAUGCAAACUGACUUAA
Messenger RNA from Megalopta genalis, 2915 nucleotides. Its product is annotated as glycerate kinase. Gene Ontology annotation, cellular component: cytoplasm. Gene Ontology annotation, molecular function: glycerate kinase activity. Gene Ontology annotation, biological process: protein phosphorylation. The record is from RefSeq and is a predicted model, not a curated record. Lineage: Eukaryota; Metazoa; Arthropoda; Insecta; Hymenoptera; Halictidae.